AUGGCAUCCACGCCCAACCUCGAGCACCUCUCCAUCCUCCUCAGUUAUUCUCCCGAAGACCGGCCCACUCUUGAUGAUACCACACAUCAAAACACUCGUCGUUCCUUGGGCGCCCUCACCGGCUGUCCGCGCCUACGCACCCUCGCCGUCAUCUACGGCGGGCCCGAGUCACGUCCCAUACGCUCCUGGUGUCGCAGGACCCUCACCGACGCACUCCCCGUCCUCCUCGCCGACCAAUUCUCCAGCACGCCCGCCCCUCAUCCCGCCCUCGAGACGCUCAAGCUCGAGACACCUACUGGGCCAUCGACCUCGACCCGCGAGCGGUGGCAGGCGGUCGUCACUCCGUACGUCCAAACGAGCACGCGCAGCCACGGUCCCACCGAAGUCACGGUCAGCUGCGCAGGGAUGACCUUCGCCUCGGACACCAACGUCCCUGCGGGCGUCAUCGGCAGCCCGUACGGGGACACCCGAGCGUACAUCAUCGAUCCCCGCCGCCCAGACACCCGUGUCCCCGUCGGCGAGCUCUGCCUCUCGGGCAACCAAGUCGGGCGCAGAUACCUUGGGCGCCCCGACCUCACCGCCGCCGCCUUCGUGCCCGACCCGUUCUCGGAGCCCAGGCUGAUGAUGUACCGCUCCAGCGACCGCGCAAGGUGA
Molecule: messenger RNA, 654 nt
Organism: Epithele typhae
Lineage: Eukaryota; Fungi; Basidiomycota; Agaricomycetes; Polyporales; Epitheliaceae
Exons: 3
Coding region: 1-654 (217 amino acids)
Biological process (GO): secondary metabolite biosynthetic process; amino acid activation for nonribosomal peptide biosynthetic process
Cellular component (GO): cytoplasm
Molecular function (GO): phosphopantetheine binding
Source: RefSeq, a predicted model, not a curated record